Messenger RNA from Cavia porcellus (domestic guinea pig), 894 nucleotides. It is a transcript of the gene Rpl13a, whose product is annotated as ribosomal protein L13a. Gene Ontology annotation, biological process: translation; negative regulation of translation. Gene Ontology annotation, cellular component: ribosome; cytosolic large ribosomal subunit. Gene Ontology annotation, molecular function: mRNA binding; structural constituent of ribosome. The record is from RefSeq and is a predicted model, not a curated record. Bases 128 to 868 code for a protein of 246 amino acids. The transcript has 8 exons. Lineage: Eukaryota; Metazoa; Chordata; Mammalia; Rodentia; Caviidae.
ACUAUACAGUUCAGGCUGGCCUUGAACUCACUUUGUAGCCCAGGCUGGCCUCAAACUCACAGUGAUCCUCCUGCCUCAGCCUCCUGAGUAUUGGGAUUACAGGCGUGCACCACCACGUCAGGCUACAAUGAGAACUUCUGUUCUUGGUGACGCUGCUGAGGAUGAGCUUCUGCAGUUUUCCCCAGGACCUAGAAGCAUCUUGGGCCUUGGACUAGUCUCUCUGACCUUACCGCACCUGAAGCUGUCUUGGUCCUGGUGCUGGAUGGCAGAGGCCAUCUUCUGGGCCGCCUGGCAGCCAUUGUGGCCAAGCAGGUCCUGCUGGGGCACAAGGUGGUGGUUGUGCGCUGUGAGGGCAUCAAUAUAUCUGGCAACUUCUACAGAAACAAGUGCGUCCUGUGCUCUCCCUCCAGUGAAGUACUUGGCCUUUCUCCGCAAGCGGAUGAACACCAACCCAUCUCGUGGCCCCUACCACUUCCGGGCCCCUAGCCGCAUCUUCUGGCGAACUGUGCGAGGGAUGCUGCCCCAUAAGACCAAGCGAGGCCAAGCUGCCCUGGACCGCCUCAAGGUGUUCGAUGGGAUUCCACCACCCUAUGACAAGAAAAAGCGAAUGGUGGUUCCUGCCGCCCUCAAGGUUGUGCGCCUGAAGCCAACAAGGAAGUUUGCCUACCUGGGUCGCCUGGCCCAUGAGGUUGGCUGGAAGUACCAGGCGGUGACAGCUACCCUGGAGGAGAAGAGGAAGGAGAAGGCCAAGAUCCACUACCGGAAGAAGAAGCAAAUCAUGAGGCUACGGAAACAGGCUGAAAAGAAUGUGGAGAAGAAAAUUGGCAAGUUCACAGAGGUCCUCAAGACCCACGGACUCCUGGUCUGAACUAAUAAAGACUGUUUUCUGCCUCA